This is a messenger RNA of Alligator sinensis (Chinese alligator), 2187 nucleotides long. RefSeq names its product Rh family C glycoprotein (gene RHCG). Gene Ontology annotation, cellular component: plasma membrane; apical plasma membrane; basolateral plasma membrane. The transcript has 11 exons. Bases 78 to 1463 code for a protein of 461 amino acids. Gene Ontology annotation, biological process: ammonium transmembrane transport; ammonium homeostasis. The record is from RefSeq and is a predicted model, not a curated record. Gene Ontology annotation, molecular function: ammonium channel activity. Lineage: Eukaryota; Metazoa; Chordata; Crocodylia; Alligatoridae.
CAUAUGUUCUGUUCCCACUGCCUGGACUCUAUCCAGACCCAGUGGGCUCUCUCUACUGGGAGCUGAGCUGCCCUGCCAUGGCAAAGAACACAAAUAUGCGAUGGCGGCUGCCUCUCAUCUGCCUCCUCUGGGAGGUUGCUAUGAUUAUCCUUUUUGGGGUGUUUGUGCGCUUCACUCCAGAAGCCAGUGCACGCUGGGAGGAGGAGGAGAAGAAACAAAAUAACAUCACCAGCGACAUAGAGAAUGAUUUCUACUACAGGUAUCCAUCUUUCCAGGAUGUCCACGUGAUGAUCUUUAUUGGUUUCGGCUUCCUAAUGACAUUCCUUCAGCGCUAUGGCUUUGGAGCUGUUGGGUUCAACUUCCUCCUGGCCUCGUUUGGGAUCCAGUGGGCAAUCCUGAUGCAGGGCUGGUUCCAUUCUUUCAAGGAUGGAAAGAUACUCAUCGGAGUAGAAAACCUGAUCAAUGCAGAUUUCUGUGUGGGUUCUGUCUGCGUUGCCUUUGGGGCCAUCCUGGGCAAGAGCAGCCCCGUGCAGCUGCUCAUUAUGACUUUGUUUCAAGUGACUCUCUUUUCUGUGAACGAGUACAUCCUCCUCAACUUGCUUCACGUUAUAGAUGCUGGAGGAUCCAUGACCAUUCAUACCUUUGGGGCUUAUUUUGGGCUGACUGUCACCAGAAUUCUGUACCGACCCAACCUGGAACAGAGCAAAGACAAGCAGGGCUCUGUGUACCACUCAGACAUCUUCGCUAUGAUUGGUACCAUUUUCUUGUGGAUGUACUGGCCCAGUUUUAACUCAGCUGUGUCCAAUCAUGGGGAUGCACAGCACAGAGCUGCCAUUAACACCUACUGCUCCCUGGCAGCCUGUGUCCUCACCACAGUGGCCUUCUCCAGCAUGCUAGAGAAGAAAGGCAAGCUUGACAUGGUUCAUAUCCAGAAUGCAACACUGGCCGGUGGUGUAGCAGUGGGCACCAGUGCUGAGAUGAUGCUGCCUCCAUAUGGUUCCCUCAUCGUUGGAUUCAUCUGUGGCAUCGUGUCCACCGUCGGGUAUGUCUACCUCACGCCAUUCCUGGAGUCCAGGCUGCAUAUCCAGGACACCUGUGGCAUCCACAACCUGCAUGGCAUGCCAGGGAUUAUUGGGGGCAUUGUGGGAGCCAUCACUGCAGCUGCAGCCACUAAGAGUGUAUAUGGAUCAGAAGGGCUCGUCAAAACCUUUGACUUCACUGGUGACUACGCGAAUCGGACACCCAUGGUGCAAGGAGGGUACCAGGCAGCUGGCAUCUUUGUGUCUCUGGCCAUGGCCUUUGCUGGGGGGGCCAUUGUGGGGGGCAUCCUGAAACUGCCAAUCUGGGGAGACGCGGCAGAUGAGAACUGCUUUGAGGAUGACGUUUACUGGGAGGUGCCUGAGGAUGAGGAGAGCGGCUUAUACCACAUGCAUGAUCCCACCCUCAAGCCAGCAUCUCCCUAGCCUGCCUGGGAGAUGACUGACAAACACCUGACCCACCUCUCCCUCUGGGAUCCCUUCAGGUGUCAUAUGGACUCCUUGGUCUCCAGAGAGGUGAUGUGAUCGGCGGCUUCCUGGAAAGGGGGGUGCUGGCGGCAGCCCCAGCUCAAGGAAUACUCCAUGGGAGUCUCAAAGGGCUUCAUAUUUUUUUUACUUUGGUCCCAUCCUAGGUGGGAGAGUGUGGGAUAGGCCUGUUCACAUGGAGCAGUGCACUCGGCUAUUCUCAUGGCUUACCUGAGAGCAAGGAACCAGAGGUUUGAAACGGACGCUGGGUGCAUCUUUCUUAGCACUGGGGUCGGGGUGGAGGGCCAGGGGCAGCAAACAAGGGAGAUUUUAGCAGCAGAGGGUGUGUCUAUAUUGUGUGUCUGCUAGUUGGGAGCUGGCUGGCUCCCCUGCAUUUGAAGCUUUCCAGACUCACUCUGAACAGUUAGCCAGAUCCUGAGUCUCCACCGAUGCUGGCAGUGGGGUGUUAUGGAGGGAAGUGCUUAAUAAUGCUGGAUCUGAUUCGGGGCUAAGAGAAAGCCUUUCACUGCAGCUGGUGAGAAGGUGAUCAUCCUUUGCACAUACCUGGUGCUUUAUUAAUACACCAAUGCCCCUGAAGCUGGGGAAGCAGCAUAACCCCCAUUUUGCAGACAGCAAAAACUAAGAUACGUGAUGUGCUCCAAGGAUGCAAGUCCGGGUGCCUAGU